Meloidogyne enterolobii is the source of this 306-nucleotide messenger RNA. Lineage: Eukaryota; Metazoa; Nematoda; Chromadorea; Rhabditida; Meloidogynidae. The record is from the annotation of a GenBank genome assembly.
GCUGAACAAGUUGAGGGGGAAUUAAUAAAUGAGAAAAUCGAGUUUGAUUUACUCAUUGCUUGUGAUACAAUGAUUUCAAUAGAUGGAAAAUUAAUUGGAAAACCUUUAAACAAUAAUGAUGCCUUUAAUAUUUUAAAAUCCCUUGAUGGGCGUAAACACCAAGUUCGGACAGGAAUAUGUUUAAUAAACAAAAUUGGGAAAAAGGUUGUGUUUAGUGUUGAAACUGAGGUAGAAUUUGGAAGAAAUGGAGAUAAAUUAAUUUGGAAUUAUAUUAAUACUGGAGAAGCAAUGUUUUUUUUUAAUUAA